Molecule: messenger RNA, 986 nt
Organism: Canis lupus familiaris (dog)
Lineage: Eukaryota; Metazoa; Chordata; Mammalia; Carnivora; Canidae
Product: 14-3-3 protein epsilon-like
Biological process (GO): signal transduction
Cellular component (GO): cytoplasm
Source: RefSeq, a predicted model, not a curated record
CGAGCGAGAGGCUGAGAGAGUCGGAGACGCUAUCCGCUUCCAUCCAUCGCACAGACCCUGCCGGAGCCACUGCGGCUAUGGAUGAUCGGGAGGAUCUGGUGUACCAGGCGAAGCUGGCCGAGCAGGCUGAGCGAUACGACGAAAUGGUGGAAUCAAUGAAGAAAGUAGCAGGGAUGGAUGUGGAGUUGACAGUUGAAGAAAGAAACCUCCUAUCUGUUGCAUAUAAAAAUGUGAUUGGAGCCAGAAGAGCUUCCUGGAGAAUAAUCAGCAGCGUUGAACAGAAAGAAGAAAACAAGGGAGAAGACAAACUAAAAAUGAUUCGGGAAUAUCGGCAAAUGGUUGAGACUGAGCUAAAGUUAAUCUGUUGUGACAUUCUGGAUGUACUGGACAAACACCUCAUUCCAGCAGCUAACACUGGCGAGUCCAAGGUUUUCUAUUAUAAGAUGAAAGGGGACUAUCACAGGUAUCUGGCUGAAUUUGCCACAGGAAAUGACAGGAAGGAGGCAGCAGAGAACAGCCUGGUGGCUUAUAAAGCUGCUAGUGAUAUUGCAAUGACAGAACUUCCACCAACGCAUCCAAUUCGCUUAGGUCUUGCUCUCAACUUUUCUGUAUUCUACUAUGAAAUUCUUAAUUCCCCCAACCGUGUGCAGGUUGCAAAAGCAGCUUUUGAUGAUGCAAUUGCAGAACUGGAUACGCUGAGUGAAGAAAGCUAUAAGGACUCUACACUUAUCAUGCAGUUGUUACAUGAUAAUCUGACACUAUGGACUUCAGACGUGCAGGGUGAUGGUGAAGAGCAGAAUAAAGAAGCGCUGCAGGAUGUGGAAGAUGAAAAUCAGUGAGACAUAAAAGCCAACAAGAGAAACCAUCUCUGACCACCCCAUUCCUUCCCAUCCCACUCCCAUUGGAAAUUCCCCCAUUGUCACUGAGAACCACCAAAUCUGACUUUUACAUUUGGUCUCAGAAUUUAGGUUCCUGCCCUGUUGGUU